Impatiens glandulifera is the source of this 3298-nucleotide messenger RNA. RefSeq names its product telomere length regulation protein TEL2 homolog. The transcript is spliced from 13 exons. The record is from RefSeq and is a predicted model, not a curated record. Gene Ontology annotation, biological process: telomere maintenance via telomerase; protein stabilization. NCBI's taxonomy places the organism in Eukaryota, Viridiplantae, Streptophyta, Magnoliopsida, Ericales, Balsaminaceae. Gene Ontology annotation, molecular function: telomeric repeat DNA binding; Hsp90 protein binding. Gene Ontology annotation, cellular component: cytosol. The coding region runs from base 66 to 3122 and encodes 1018 amino acids.
UCUCAAAUGGAGUUAUUUCUUCUUUCGUGAUAACUACGAAGCAAGGAAUUAGCAAAAUCGGAGCCAUGGCUGACGAUAAUUCGAAGAACAAGAAGAGAAAAGAGAAAGAGUCGGUUGUUCUUGACAAGGUCGCGCAAUCAGUAGCUUCCAUCUACGAAGCCAAGCACGUUGAUACCGUCAUUUGCGCCCUUCACUCCCUCGCAGUCCUCCUUUUUCCUGUCGACUCUUUAUGUGUUUCAGAUACAGUUGGUAAACAAUACAGAGAUCAGGUGAUCAAUGCAAAUGUCCAUUCGGUAGAGGAGAGACGUGAAUGGUGGGGUGUUUUCUACAAAGGAGUAGCUUUCCCUACACUAGCAAGGGUUUUGUUGAAUGAUGUUGCUUCCAAUUGGUUGGCCUGUUUCCCUCUCUCUGCAUCGAAAAAUGUUUAUGAUGUAUUUUUUGUGAACGGAGAUAUUGUGGAGGUUGUUCAAACUGUAGUUCCUUUUAUACGGAAAACUUCUGAUGGUAGUUCUGAUGUCUGCUCAAAUGCUGGGAGAGUCCUUACACUUUGCUUGCUUGAUAAUAAUGGGUUACUUCAGAUGGCUAGAGAAUUUGGUGCUUCGCCAAAGUUGGAAGAAAUUGAUAAGCUAGUUAUCUCUAGGUUGGUGCAACUUGUGACAUCUAUCCCUGACAAAGCACAUUCGGUAGCCUUGAAUGCUCUAUCAUCUCAUAUAUAUUACAAGCAGACUGUUUCUCAACUUUUGUCUGGAGCUGAGGAAUUUGACUCUAAUAUGUGUAAUAAAGCACUGAUUUUAGAUGAUAAUGGCUCAGAUGGCUCCCUUCUCUUUAUUGGCGAAGUUCUUGCUCGCAUUUGCCGGCGUGGGUCUGCAGAUAUUGUAUUAAGUGAAAUGGUAUCCCGGAUUCUUGCACAUGUCCGGAGUGCAUUAUCUUCAGACAGUAACUUGACAACUAGCGAAGUGUUUGAAUUGAAGCCUGGUUUUCUGUUUUGGAGGAAUAUAAUAAAAGCUAUCAGAGACCCCUUUGCUGUAGAAAAAAUGUCUGAACAUCUGUUGCGUCAUCUAGAAGCUGCACAUAUUAGCGAUGUUGAAGCUUACUGGACCCUUUGGAUAUUAUUCAAGGAGGUUCUUACACAUAAAGCCUCCAUCAGGACGAUGUUCGUUGAUAAAUUUUUACUUUGGAAGGUGUUUCCAAUCUGUUGUCUGAGAUGGAUUAUACAAUUUGCUAUUCUUGAAUUUCCGCCUGGUGCUACAAAAUCUCACAACAGUAGUGGACUCUUAGACAUUGUGCAGCAUCUAGCUGCUGCUUGGUGCAGGCGCGAGUUGGUGCAGUCGGCCUCAAUGGAGCAGCAAGCUUAUAUAACUGCAGCUUUAGGACUUACUUUGGAGAAGAUAUCCAAGGAAGAUUUGGCUGCAACAAAAGAUGUUAUGCAAUCAAUUCUUGAAGGAGUUAGCUGUAGACUGGAAAGUCCAACUCAUUUGGUUCGAAAGAUGGCCAGCAGCAUUGCCUUGGUUUUUUCUAUAGUAAUUGAUCCAAAUAAUCCUUUAUAUCUUGAUGAUAGCUGCCAGGAAGAGACCAUAGAUUGGGAAUUUGGAUUAGCAAACCGUCGUGAGAAAGGAACUUGUUCCACCACAAAACUAUUGGAUGACAAUGUUAGUGAAAGUGAAGCAACUGAUUUGUUGUUAAGGAAGAAUCUUUUAAAAGAAGCUGAUAGUGAGAAGCGAAACAUCUCUAAGGCUAGAAAGACAAGGUUGUCUGAAUUUAAACUAGUGGAUCCUGACGAGGUUAUUGAUCCAGCUGUCCUGAAUAGUGAACUGGGUUCUGAUGAAGAAGAAGAUGAUGAUGACGCUAGUGUAGAGUCUGAAACCUCGUCUCAAUCAUCCUUACAGCCAUAUGACUUGUCAGAUGAUGAUGUGGAUCUGAAACAAAAAAUCUCCCAGUUGGUUGAUGUGGUUGGAGCACUUAGAAAAUCAGAUGACCCAGAUGGGGUUGAUAGGGCUCUUGAUGUAGCGGAAAAGCUUAUUCGAGCAUCGCCUGACGAACUUCGAUAUAUAGCCAGUGAUUUGGUGAGAAUCCUUGUACAGGUUCGUUGUUGUGACUCAGCUGUGGACGGGGAAGAAGAAUCAGCUGAAGAAAAGAGACAAAAAGCUCUAGUGGCUUUGAUUUCCACCUCACCAUUUGAAUCUCUUGAUACAGUGGGCAACCUAUUAUACUCACCUAAUCUAGAUAUCAGCCAACGAAUCAUGAUACUAGAUGUCAUGACAUAUGCUGCGCAAGAACUUAGUGAUGCUAAAAUAACAAAACCUAAGAAUAACGCUAACAAGAUCCUCAUAUCAGAUGCUUCAGACGCUCAACCAUGGUUUGUUCCGAAUAAUGUGGGUCCCAUGGGGGCUGGUCCUUGGAAAGAGAUUUCAAGAAAUGGAACUCCAUUAAAUUGGUCCUACUCGUAUGAGAGAGACCUUCCGGUUAGAUCAAUUCAAGUCAGUCGAGGCAAGACUCGUCGUUGGAGCCUCAGAUCGAAAAGUAGACCAUCAAAUGAAAUGGAGCAAUCAUCAGAGAAUAAGUUUCCUCAAUAUGCAGCAGCGUUUAUGCUACCCGCAAUGCGUGGAUUUGACAAGAAAAGGCAAGGUGUCGAUUUGCUUGGAAGGGAUUUUAUAGUUUUGGGGAAACUCAUCUAUAUGCUUGGCGUUUGCAUGAAAUGUGCAGCAAUGCAUCCUGAAGCAUCUGCUUUGGCUCCAGCCCUCAUUGAUAUGUUAAGCUCAAGAGAGGUAUGUCAUCACGCGGAAGCAUAUGUGAGAAGAUCUGUCGUUUUUGCUGCUUCAUGCAUAUUAGUAGCAAUUCAUCCUUCUUUUGUAGCAUCAUCAUUGAUUGAAGGGAACACUGAAAUCUCCAAAGGGCUUGAGUGGAUUCGUGAAUGGGCUCUUCAUGUCGCUGAUUCUGACCCGGACAGAGAAUGCUAUACGCUUUCUAUAGCAUGUCUACAGCUUCAUUCUGAAAUGGCCCUUCAAACUUCGCGAGCACUUGAGACUAUCCGAACCAAAUCCUCUUCUACUUCGAUAAGUAGUCUGUCUCCCAAUCCAUUUAAAGGGGAAAUUAAGAUACCGCGUGGCAGCUUGGAAUUCUGAGUUCGGUUUCAAAUAUUCAUCGUGUUUAAUGUUAACACAAGUGUCCAGGUUUUUUUGCUUGUUUUCUACUGCUAUAGAGACUAAUUUAGUUUGAAAUUAAUCUCACUUUUGUAAGCUUGUACAAAUAAAUAUUGCUAAUUAUGAUUAUUUUUAUAAAGGGGAAGGUGAUAAUUCUA